Triticum urartu is the source of this 1505-nucleotide messenger RNA. RefSeq names its product ethylene-responsive transcription factor WIN1. The record is from RefSeq and is a predicted model, not a curated record. Gene Ontology annotation, molecular function: DNA-binding transcription factor activity; DNA binding. Gene Ontology annotation, biological process: regulation of DNA-templated transcription. Lineage: Eukaryota; Viridiplantae; Streptophyta; Magnoliopsida; Poales; Poaceae.
UAAUAAUCUCGGGAUCUGAUCUUUGAGAAGAAGGGAAGACAUGGCUAGUUGUAGGAGCUUAGGUGAAUCAACUCUGCCAGUGCCAGGGCUGCCCAGCCCCACAAUUAAAUGUGGCUGGCCACUGGUGUAGGUGAGCGUGUUUAUUACCACUGUACUAGCAGGGAAGGUGGUUAUGCUAUGCAUCUACUCAGUUCACCGACAGUCCACCCCUGCGGACCCCCUCCAGACUUCCGUUGCGCCUCCCCCGAUCUCGCUCUUGUCUUCUGCCUCCGCGCACGGCUGCGUGCUAGACUGGUGGUGGUACUGGUAAGUGACCCCAGCAGCAAGGCACCCAUGCUCUCCGGUGUAUACACUGUCUUCCAAUGAUGGCCGGUGAAAACUAGACCAGGCACACUCUCUUCUGUGAGGGGGGGCGUGUGACACUGUGCCGCGUACUAUUUGACUACCUACGCAUCUAACCACAUCUAACACGGCAGUGCAGAGGCAAGUACAGGCUGGGCAGCUUAUAUUCAUCACUCGGACCAGAGCUCUUCUCCUCACCCCCCACAACACCUUGGCGGACUCAAGAGGCUCGUUCCCUCGUCUGUGAAAGACAGGCAGAACAAAUGGUGCAACCCAAGAAGAAGUUUCGUGGAGUCAGGCAGCGCCACUGGGGCUCCUGGGUCUCUGAGAUCAGACACCCCCUCCUUAAAAGAAGGGUGUGGCUUGGUACCUUCGAAACCGCUGAAGAGGCUGCACGGGCCUACGACGAGGCCGCCGUUCUGAUGAGCGGCCGCAAUGCCAAGACCAACUUCCCCGUGCAGAGGAGCAGCACCGGCGAUCCUGCCCCAGCUGCAACCCGGGACGUUCGUGGCGGCAGCUCCUCCUCCUCUACGAGCAACCUGUCCCAGGUUCUCAGUGCCAAGCUUCGCAAGUGCUGCAAGGCGCCGUCUCCGUCCCUCACCUGCCUUCGCCUUGACACCGAGAAGUCCCACAUUGGCGUCUGGCAGAAGCGUGCAGGGGCCCGCGCCGACUCCAACUGGGUCAUGACCGUGGAGCUCAACAAAGGGGCCGGGCCAUCCGGCGAUGCGGUGGCAGCGCAGUCCACAGUGUCAGCAACCACGGCUUCUUCACCGGCGAGUACAAUGGAUGACGAGGAGAGGCUCACGCUGCAGAUGAUCGAGGAGCUGCUGAGCAGUAGCGGUCCAGCUUCGCCAUCGCAUGGAGAAGAAGGUAGCUUCGUCGUCUGAAAAAGCAUGGACGAAACAGCAUCGCAACGUCGCCAUCCGAGAUCAGGAUCCCGUAGACUGGUUGGUACGCAAGCAGUUCAGGUUGUUUCAGGAAGAUAGAUAUAUGUCUACUACUCGAUCCAAGUUACAAAAAGCAUAAGUUUGCAACUGUGUGCAGCUAUAUGUACUUAUAUUUGUUAUUACAUACACAGUCACCGUCAAGAUACUUUAUUAUAUACAUCAAUGUCAGUUAUGUAGUAUAUAUAAAGGAAAUAAAUAGAAUGUGGUUUUGUGUUA